Tigriopus californicus is the source of this 1749-nucleotide messenger RNA. RefSeq lists its product as uncharacterized. The transcript has 4 exons. NCBI's taxonomy places the organism in Eukaryota, Metazoa, Arthropoda, Copepoda, Harpacticoida, Harpacticidae. Bases 139 to 1488 code for a protein of 449 amino acids. The record is from RefSeq and is a predicted model, not a curated record.
UCAUCAGCAACAUAACAACAUUUAUUUCAAAACAUCCCUCCAAAUUUUCCUGUCUCCUCUCAGAUCAGGUGGUGGCGAACGGGGUGUCAAUCAUCUCGGCCGUUUGUGCCCGCAUCCGUCCGGACAUUCCAGUUGAUCAUGAGUCACAUCUCCCAAUUCGAAGCCGAUCAAUUACGGGCUCAACAACGAGGCUGGACGAUCGACGAUUGGGAGCAGUGUGAGCGGGCGCUGCCCGACUUAAAGGAGCCCACCCCAGGCAUAGGCGGGGUGCCCACUCCGGGCACCCGUCGAUGGGCUCGAGCCAGCUACCAUUUUGAGCUGAAAACCCCGAGUCGACAGGCUCGAUUCCGGGGGCGAGCCAAACAGCCCUAUUCACGGCGCAUCUCAUUCCAUCCGGAUUUGCCCGUGGAUCUCGAGGAUGAAGCCCAUCAGGCCGCGACUCAGCAUGUUUGCCACCGAUCCUGGCGAGUCUUUCACGUCAGCCCAUUGUUCGACUUCCACUACGACGAAGCUUCUUUAAGUAAAUGGACUGUCAGCUUGGAAAAAGACCUUUGGAGUUGCUUCGGUUUAAAAGGUCAAGGGGAUUGGAAACGAUUGAAGGUUUCGGUGAAAGCCCUGCCUGGGCUUAGGGGCUCCUCUGAUGAUGAUCAAGCUCUGCAGAUUAAAGCUCACACACAUCGAGGUCAAAAAGAGGCCUUCAAAAUCUUUUUGCUCUCAGUGGAUCGACAGGAAAAGUUGGAGCUGAAUGAUAAUUCCAAGGCCACAAGGCUUCCGGUUAUGCUCACAUCAGGCACGGAUGAACUGAUCCGGAUUUUUCGACGAAGCCUUGAGAAACAUUACCAUUGUGUGACAGGUAUAGCGGUAUUCACUCAAGCCGAACUCAAAUGGAUGUCGGCUUUGUGGAUUGAUUUGAAGCCCGAGGGAGACGAGCUCAAAAAGAGGCCUAUGUCACUUCGGAAAUCAAGUCGGAAUAAACAUGGCAAGGAUUUCGAACCAAAUGAUGAAGAGCCAGCCGCUGAAGAUGAACGUGAAGAAGAAGAAGAAGAAGAGGAGGAGGAGGAAAAUAAUCAGGAAAAGGGCAAGAUCAUAGUGAACCCCAAAGUGAACUUGACCUUUACUUUACACGAGGAAUCGAAAAAUAGUGGGAUAAAGAAAUUUGUGUUAAAACUUCAGCAAAGUCAUUUAGUGGAUCUGUGGCGGAGUAUUCAUGAUGACACCGAAUAUUUUGCAACCAUGAUUGAGGUUCAAGUUUUUCAUCAAGCCUUGAUGGAAAAAAUUCAGAUCGAACUCGGAGUGGACUUCACAAAGUUGAAAUUGUCGAGGAUUGAGCUACCGGUUGUCACUGUGGAUUCAAAUAGCCGCGUCACAAUCCGAAGCGCUCCACAUGUGAAAACUAUUCUAAGACUUUUUACGGAGCUCUGUCAGAUGAACAUCACCUCGCAUUGCCCCAGAAUUGGAAUUCCAACCGACGAGUCCUUCAUGAUGUGAAUAAAAGAAGAAAGGAACACGAAAAAACGAGAAAACGAGCAUCCCAAAAAUUGGUUAUUCCCAUCCCAAAAGAUAGCGACCGUGUGGUGAAUGUACUCUCCAUAGCCUAAACCCAAAUGAACUGCAAAAAGAGCGCAGGUUUCAGACUUAUUUCUAUUUCAAUAUGCCACAAACUAACAUUGAAACACUAUAGCUAAAAGUAAACUUUAGAAAUACUCAUGAAAUUAAACAUUUCCAUUUUAGUCGACAGUUUGCACUGUA